AUGCUGUCCGGGAAUAACUUGACCAAUGUAGUUGAUCCAAUAUAUAUUUGCUCAUUAGAAGAUUGUAGCAACAAUGGAUCAGAUUUAUCAAAUAAAACUGACUACAACUACACACUGCCCCACGGAUUAGUUUGCAUCCAUGAGCCUCAUUCAGAAGAUUAUAUCUCGGUCUAUAUUUUCCAACUAUGUGUUUACAUUAUGUACGGUAUUAUAUUUGUUAUUGCACUACUUGGCAAUGGGCUGGUGUGCUUCGUCGUACAUUCCUCCCCGCGGAUGAAGACUGUGACCAACUAUUUCAUCAUGAACUUAGCAGUUGGUGAUAUAUUAAUGACACUAUUCUGUAUACCAUUUUCUUUUGUGCCAAUGCUUAUUCUAAGAUACUGGCCGUUCGGUGCGGUGAUGUGUAAGGUGGUGAACUACUCACAAGCGGUGUCAGUGUUAGUAAGUGCGUACACUCUCCUAGCUAUAUCUGUGGAUAGAUACUUUGUAAUAACGCGUCCGCUGAAACCUCGGCUCGGGAAGACGGCAGCAAAGUUGGUGAUGUGUGGUGUCUGGUGCGGAGCGCUGGCUACCGCUGCUCCUAUACUUGUUGUAUCCCAACUCCAAAAACCUUCUCUCUGGCAUCAAGUUUGUGGUCUGGAUAUCUGCAGUGAAAGAUGGUCGAGUCUGCACCAGAGCGAGCAGUAUACGUGCGCGUUGCUGAUACUGCAGUUCGCACUGCCUCUGGCCGCGCUCGUGUGCACGUAUGGGCGCAUCGCCGGCGUCGUGUGGGGACUGCGUCCGCCCGGCGAGGCCGAGACCGUCCGGGACUCCAGGAUACAACACUCCAAGCGAAAGAUGAUAAAAAUGAUGCUAACAGUCGUCGCAGUAUUCACAGUGUGCUGGUUACCUUUGAAUAUAUUUAUUAUAUUAUGGACGGCACAUGAAGACGAUGUCGAGUGGAGCAAGUGGCCGGGCAUGCCCUACGUGUGGUUCGUGGCGCACUGGCUGGCAAUGUCGCACUGCUGCUACAACCCCAUCAUAUACUGCUACAUGAACGUUAGGUAUCGGAGUGGCUUUAAACAGGUACUUUGCAAACUUUUACGUUUAAACAAUAAUGAAGCGAGCCGAUCCUGCCACCGGUCGAGCGUCUGCGAGGCGGUCCCUCUUUCAGAGAUGAUUGCUAUGAACGGGUCAAUGGGUCAAAGAAGUCUAUCCAGAUGUAAAUGCAGGACGAUUCAUGACGGCUUCACAAGUGUCGACAGCAGUAAACAACCCGGCAAAUGUAAUUCAUGCACUUCAAUGAGACAGUGCAAAACAUCCACUAUAAAUAGACCCGCGCCACCAGCGAGAGCUGUAUCAAUUCGCUCCCAUUUUGGU
Molecule: messenger RNA, 1359 nt
Organism: Brenthis ino (lesser marbled fritillary)
Lineage: Eukaryota; Metazoa; Arthropoda; Insecta; Lepidoptera; Nymphalidae
Source: the annotation of a GenBank genome assembly